UCAAGCUUAACAAAUCUUUUCUCCUAAUAACACAUAAAACUAAUUUGAAAUGGACAUCACAAGGUUACUAUUUUUUAUCAUUUUCGUUUGGCAAAAAUACGAAUCGCUGGCUAAUACUGUAGAAAAUCCGGUUCAAGAGUGUUUUGGUUUCUGUGAUCAAAUUUUGGAUCCCAAUAGCACCUAUGAACAGAAGUGGAAUGAGACCGAAACCAGGAUAAAGACCUUGCAGGAUAAAAUAAUUCAAAUCGAAAAUGAACUGGCAAAGCCAAAACCGAAAAUUGACGGGUUUAUUCAAAUCGGCUCAAGGUACUUUCACAUAGAAGUGGACUUUCGGGUAACUUGGUAUAAGGCAAUUCAACUCUGUCUGGACAAGGGAGGACAGCUGGCGGUCAUCCAAAAUGAAGAAGAACUAAACGCCAUCAGCGCCAAGCUCGAUGAAGGUAGCUCCUACUGGCUGGAUAUCAAUGACCUGGCUUAUGAAGGUCAAUUCGAGUCUUGGGCAUCCGGAAAGAAAACUCCUUAUCUCAAGUGGUACCACGGCGAACCCAACAACGUUAAUGAUGACGAGGAUUGUGUGUUUCUCAAGAACCGAGAAAUGUCGGAUAUACACUGUUACUCAUCCUUGUACUAUAUUUGUCAAUCUGACAUUGUAGAUUGGUAGAUUAUUAUAAUGUAUUCGUUUCUUUAAAAUUAAACGGAUAAUCAAGAGU
Molecule: messenger RNA, 710 nt
Organism: Drosophila bipectinata
Lineage: Eukaryota; Metazoa; Arthropoda; Insecta; Diptera; Drosophilidae
Product: C-type lectin 37Db-like
Molecular function (GO): signaling receptor activity
Source: RefSeq, a predicted model, not a curated record